Molecule: messenger RNA, 1077 nt
Organism: Acanthocheilonema viteae
Lineage: Eukaryota; Metazoa; Nematoda; Chromadorea; Rhabditida; Onchocercidae
Source: the annotation of a GenBank genome assembly
AUGGAAGAUUUCUCGAAACGUCUCUUGGAAAUACUGAACGAUGGAAUGCUCUCUGUUGGACUUGUCAUGGGACAUGAGCUUCAGUUAUUCGAUGCUCUUGCAGCUGUAUCAUCAGAGAAAGAACCAGCCACUUGCACAACAAUUGCUGAAAAAGCCGAUAUGAAACAAAGUUAUGUACGCGAAUGGUUAUGUCUUAUGGCCUGUGGUAAAAUUGUUGAGGUGGAUGAGAGUGGCGAAAAAUUCUGGAUCAAAGAGAAUCGCGUUGGAGAUCUUUGUGGCGAUAAACCGAAUAUAUUGCUUGUCAUCCAACGAUUUGUUGUUGCGUGUGCUAAAGCGUAUCCUACUGUCAUCGAUCUCUUCAGGAAAGAUGGACCGCCAGAGAUGGGCAGCAACAUGUUUGAUGAAUUUGAUAAAACGAUGAUAUCAAUUUCGGAAGCUGCUUAUAGAGGAAAUAUUAUCAGUAAAUUUGUACCUGUAACAGAGAUGCAAGACAAACUGGAGGAAGGUGGAAUUCAGGUUCUUGAUGUACGUUGUGGUCGAGGAAUGCAUAUUGCAGAAUUAGGAAGUCGUUAUCCAAAAUGCUUUUUCACGGGAAUCGAUCUUUCACUCGAUGCUGUUGUUGGAGCGAACAAGAAAAGAGAUGAAGCUAAUGCUGGCCUCGAUAAUGUGUCAUAUAUGCAAAUGGAUGAUCAGAUGAUGAAGGAUGAAUGGACAGAAAAGUUUGAUUGGGUGAUGAUGUUUGAUGCUUGCCGCAACCAAAUGAAACCUGAUCACUGCUUGAAAGAGAUAUAUCGGGUUCUGAAACCAGAUGGUCUGUUUUCGAUGAUUGGAACGGAUGGUACAGGAAAUAUUUAUAAAGAUAAAGAAAUGGAUAUAUCCACAUACAUGUAUGGCGUGUCACUGUCACAUUUCCUUCCCGUAGCAAUGAAAUCUGAAGGUGCAUUGGGACUUGGUGCAAUGUGGGGACGUGAAAAAAUUAAACAGUUGCUUGGUGAUGCUGGCUUUGAGAAAGUUGAAAUUCGUCCAAAUCCGUUUUCAAAUUCUCAUUUGAACAUUCUCUAUUUAUGCCGCAAAUGA